Lactuca virosa is the source of this 1559-nucleotide messenger RNA. The record is from the annotation of a GenBank genome assembly. NCBI's taxonomy places the organism in Eukaryota, Viridiplantae, Streptophyta, Magnoliopsida, Asterales, Asteraceae.
UUUUUUUUUGUGUAGCACGAAGAUCUUAAUCAAAAAGCGAAUUUAACUUUGAAAGACGUGGUGGGGACUAUCAUUAAAGACUAUUUUCCGCGCCUAACACAAUCACAACGAGUAUUAUUCGAAGCUUCCCCCUUUGGAAUAUUCUUAGGAAUGCAUAUCCCACAUGGUGAUCCCUUACUUGUGCAUAAGAUGAUGUUACACAAAGUAAGGUGUCAACAAAUAUUUGAGAUGGGGAGGUUUAUGUUUGAUGUAGAGGGGAUCCAGUCGGGUUUUGGUGAAACUGAAUAGAUUUUGACUUGUGGUUUAAAAGUUGGUCCUUAUGUGGAUUUACUCAAUGACGAAAAGGGUCAGUCAAAUUCAAAUCUCCAUGCUCGGUUGUUUCCAGAGAUUUCUGAUGCACGUCUGCGGCUGAAAAAUUUAGAAGACUUAAUUAUGUCCCCGAAUUAUUUGGCACUACAAGAUGAAGAUGUUGUGAUGCUUAUCCAGCUUGUUUUUAUGUUGAAGGGUCUACACGGACGGGACGUUAAAACCUGCAUUCCUGCCGCAGUAUAGAAGCUUGCUGAUAAUAUAGAUGAUUGGAACAGGUUUUCAUGGGGUACGUAUUUCUGGAAAUAUACUUCGCGUAUGAUGCGUGGAAUGUUUAAGAAAAUAGAAGAGUUUAGAGAAUUGAAGGAGGCCAAUCCCGAAUUGAAGAAAGUACACAAGUAUACCGUUCGCGGUUUUAUGCUUCCGUUUAAAAUAUGGAUUUUGGAGACGUUCCUAGAGGCAACCAAGUUUUAUAUACGCACACCGACAGAAUUGCCACGGAUGAGGGCGUGGAGAAGUAAAACACCGUUGAAUUGGGUUCAAUGUUGUCGAAUAAUCAACGUCCUAACAACGAACCUAUUAAUGUCGAGACAAACCCGGAGGAGCUGAUGUUGCCGUUUUAUGUUCGUUAUGUCAAUUGGACUCUUAACCCUGUAGAGUCUCCCCCACGGCAACAUAGUCUCGUCCAAAAUAGUCCACCUCCUGUUUCCUCGCCUGCUCGAAGAAGGAUGUACAAGUCUGAAAUACAAACAUCUUCGACUGAAUCUACGACAAAUGCUUCUUCCUCGCAACAUCUUGAAACAGGAACAAGUUAUAUGUCACAUGACACAUCAAGAUUGGAAAAGAAGAAGAAGAUGAGCACAAAGGCAUUAGUGAAGCAUCUACUAGGCAUUGUUGCUGACUUAAGUUCCAAAGUAGACCGUGUAUUACAGAAAAAAGAUGAACUCGACACAAAUUUUGAACCAGACAGAAGGUUUCGAGAGGAGGAAGAGAUGAUAAAUGAAGAGGAGGAAGAUACACAUUUUGACUAUGAUAAUAUAGGUAGUCAUGGUUUGGAGGGGGAAUUUGAGUCUACACGUACGCAUGUUGAGUCGUCAUUGGACGUGGCUGAACAUCACACAAAAGAAAUGACUCCUAUUGUUAGGCAUCAACGAAAUAGGGGUGUUCCAUGGUAUCAGAGGACUCCGUUCACAGUGAUGCAAUCCACACCAAAAUUGAAGAAAAUCACCAAAGCAAAGAAAAAAAAGUGGUGA